AUGAAGACGGAAGAGCCCCUGCUGGACCGCGCUGGGGUGUACAGGGAGCUACAGCGGCUUCUGGAUGCCGACAGCAGCAGCAGCGUGUUGGAGUUUCUGCCGGAGGAGAGUCGGGGUAUAUGGGCGGCUCUGGGUGCAGCUGCAGCAGCAACCUCAGCCAAGCAAGCUCGCGCGGGCGAGACAGUUGAAGCGCAGGAGGAGAUGUCGCUGCAGCGGCUGCAGCAGCUGCUGGAAGAGGCAGCUGCAGGUGUUCCCGUCUAUCUAGGCGCAGCAGGUGAAAAGGAUCCCCAGACUUCUCCUCGUUUCCUUUUAAACAAAAUCAUUCCCCAAAUACUUGCAUCCAGACCUCUCCUGCAGCAGAAAGAUUUCGUCGAGGAGACGGAGGUGGUUAUGGGUUGUGCUGAAGGGUGUAUGGACGGCAACCGAUGCAUCAAUAAGCAGCAGGUGUACAUUGGUAUUUACCCGGAGGUCAUGACAUCUGGAACAGCUCCUCCUGCCUUGUCCUCUCAUCAAUCUUCUUCAGUGAGUGGUCUGGUGACCCCUUGCGGUUCGUCUCUGGACGAUACUGUGCGCAUGCAUUUCGUGCUGCAGCAGCAGCGACUGCAGCAGCUGCAGCGGAAGAUGCUGACGGCGCUCAAGGGGCAGCAGCAAGCAGACGUCGACUCAAACGACCCGCAUCAGCAACCCGUCACAACGCCAACAGUCCGUUUAUACAACUCACGAAAGAUUCUUUCUGUUAAUUAG
Molecule: messenger RNA, 744 nt
Organism: Eimeria mitis
Lineage: Eukaryota; Apicomplexa; Conoidasida; Eucoccidiorida; Eimeriidae
Exons: 3
Coding region: 1-744 (247 amino acids)
Source: RefSeq, a predicted model, not a curated record